AUGGACCGUGCCUCCUUCUUAGCUCAAGUACGCGUCGGAAACGGCGUUUAUGUUGGCGUUGGCACCACACUGGAGUGCUGCAACAUUGGAGACGGAGUGUAUCUUGGACCGGGUGUGUCGGUUGCACUUGGCGCGGUUGUUGAAAAUGGCGCCACUGUUGCGGCGGGAUCACACGUGCCGAAGGACACACGUAUCCACGCCUGGGAAUUGUGGCCGGGAAACCCGGCCCAGAAGAUAGCGGAGGUUCGCCAAGAACAGGCGAGCGAGGUGGCACACAUUGUACACGAACAGGUGAAAGUGGCUAAGGAGCACGUUCGGGCGAUACACGACCAUAUGCACCACACAGAGUAG
Messenger RNA from Trypanosoma rangeli, 351 nucleotides. Its product is annotated as gamma carbonic dehydratase. Bases 1 to 351 code for a protein of 116 amino acids. The record is from RefSeq and is a predicted model, not a curated record. NCBI's taxonomy places the organism in Eukaryota, Euglenozoa, Kinetoplastea, Trypanosomatida, Trypanosomatidae. The transcript has a single exon.